This is a messenger RNA of Suhomyces tanzawaensis NRRL Y-17324, 1776 nucleotides long. RefSeq names its product Sng3p (gene SNG3). NCBI's taxonomy places the organism in Eukaryota, Fungi, Ascomycota, Pichiomycetes, Serinales, Debaryomycetaceae. The record is from RefSeq and is a predicted model, not a curated record. The coding region runs from base 1 to 1776 and encodes 591 amino acids. Gene Ontology annotation, cellular component: membrane. The transcript has a single exon.
AUGUCCCAACACGACGUCAGCUCCCUCAGCUCCAGCGAGGAUAUCCACGACUACCGCGGCACCACGGCCGUGCAGUUGGACCAGGAAAACAGACCCCAGCACACGCUUCUCCGCCGGGUGUCCACCGCUGCCACCAGCUUCUUCACCUUGCUGAGCCUGGAACAGCAGAGCCUCGUGGACCGCGAGGAAGCCGGUUACUUGGACAUAGGCGAUCACCACCAAGACAUCUUGGGCCAUGCCUUGCUCACCGAGACCUUGCACCGCCAUGCCACCACUGGCACCGACUUGGAGGAGUUCCCCCAGGCCUACUCUGGCGAUAUCGCCACAGGAGCGUUGCCAGGCGCUAGUGCGCCUGCUGUGACCCCUCGCAGAAAGAGCACCAUAGCCACCACCAUCCACACCGUCACCAAGAAGUUUGGCUUCUGGGACAAGGACUUCCAUGCCGAGCGCAUCAAAAUUGUGGUGACCUUUGCGGAAAACUACUUUUGGCUCAUCAUCGGACUCUUGAUCACCCUCUGCAUCUACUGGGGCGCAUACUACAAGAGAACCACCCGCUACCCCAACUUGGAUUUUGCCGUGAUCAUCGCAGACACCGACGUGGGCCAGCUUCCGGCCAUCGUGGGACCCGUGGUGGAGGCAUUUUUCACCCAGGUGCCUGCUGUGCACCGGUUGGGUACCUUCCACAUUUGGAACCACACCAGAAUCAGCGACCUUGCUCAAUCCCACAACAAUACCAUUUCCCAAGAAGUAUACCGACAAAUACACCACCAGAAGUACUGGGCUGCGUUUUACGUCAAGCCCAAUGCCACCUUGGAGUGGUUCCAGGCAUUACAAGCUGAGUCCACCGACUUUGUCCCCAGAUCGUUAAUGGAGUUGGUGUAUGAGACGGGCAGAGACUACAACGCGGUCAAUAACUACGUCAGUGGUGUGGCCAGCAGAAUCGUGGCAGCAUUUGACUCGUUUGCGCCUCGAACCCCUUUGAUCUCCAGUAUGUUGCAGAGUCUCAGUCCUGAAAAGCGGGUUAGCGUGUUGACGAAUGCCCCCCAAUUGAUCACUUCCUUACCUUCCUUUGUCAUCCAUGAUUUGAUUCCAAUCACAAACCAAAUUGUCCAGGCCCCUUUCCAAAUUGGUAUGAUCUAUUUGGUCAUGUUCACUUUCUUCACAUUCAUCUUUACCAUUGAGAUCCAAAUGUAUAUUGCCACCAAAGUCAAGGGAUUGAAGUUCAUUUUAGUCAAGAUUUUGGCAACUCAAGCUGCUUACGUGGUCUUGUCUUUAGCAUUUUUGCUCUUGAACUUAGCAUUUGGUUUGAAGUUCAAUGUUACGUUUGGCUACCUGGGUUUCUUAGUCGUUUGGAGUUUUGGUUUCUUACUCAUGUCUUCGUUGGGUAGUUUCAUUGAAAUUUUUGCCUUACUUGUGGGAAGUUUCAAAAUGCAAUUGCCAGGUUUUGUUUUGUUAUUUGUGGCUGUUCUUAACGUUGCACCUACUGUGUCACCCAUGGAAUUGUGCCCGAAAUUCUUCAGGUAUGGGCAUGCCAUGCCAGUGCGUAACGCGUAUGCAUUGUUUCAUGUUGCAUACUUUGAUGCGUGGAAGGGUACCGUGGGGCUCAACAUCGGCGUUUUAUGUGCUUGGAUCGUGGUAACUAAUGCCGCCAUGCCGUUUGCGAUGAAAUACUUAUACGAAAAGACAAAGAAACAAGCUGCUCUAAAACAAAAGGAAGCAGACGCUUCCGCAGAAGCCCCAAAGGCCGAGACUUCUAAGCUCGAGGCUAGUGGCUAG